Labrus bergylta (ballan wrasse) is the source of this 1208-nucleotide messenger RNA. Lineage: Eukaryota; Metazoa; Chordata; Actinopteri; Labriformes; Labridae. The record is from RefSeq and is a predicted model, not a curated record.
AGCUCCUCCUCUCCUCAUCCUCCAAAGCCUCUAAUCUGUCAGCAGUGAGCUCACUUUCCAAGUUCCAAGGCCAUUCUCAGCACACACUGACAACAUGCUGGGGACCCUGUGCACUCUCAUCACUGCUCUAACAUGUGUGAGUGCUGUGACGCUGGUGACACAGAAGCCUCCUGUUGUGACUCUGAGGAGAGGAGAGACAGCCACCAUGGACUGUAACUCUGCUCUAGAUGGACCUCGCUUUUACAAGCAGAUUCCAGGAGGUGUUCCUCAGUUUAUACUGAAUUAUUAUCACAGCUGGAGCUCUCCAAAGUAUGGCUCUGGUUUCUCCUCUCCGAAAUUCACAUGUACCCAUCAGUCAGGAUCUGAUUAUCGUUUCACCAUCAAUAACGUGGAGGAGAGAGACUCAGCAGUUUAUUACUGUCAGACAUGGGACAGCUCUGUCAAUGAGUACGUAUUCGGACAAGGCACCAAGCUGUUUGUGACGAGCUCCAGCCUCUCUCCUCCUGUCCUCACAGUCUUCCCUCCGUCCAGUGCUGAGCUCCAGUCCAACAAAGCCUCUCUGGUCUGUCUGUCCACUCAGUCUGUGCCUUUUGCAGAUGUGAGCUGGUCUGCUGCUGGGAGUCCAGUGAGCAGUGGGAUCUCUACCAGCACGGCCGUUCAGCAACCAGACCAGACUUUCCAAAUCAGCAGCUAUCUGUCCAUCCAGACGUCAGACUGGAACAUGGACAAGGUCUACACAUGUCGAGUGUCUUUGGGCUCCCAGACUUCAGAGAAAACCAUCAACAAGUCCCACUGUUCCACUGAAGACCAGUAGAGGAGCAGAGGGACCAUUUCUAAUCUGCUUCUUGACUCUUUGUCCAUCACCUCUCUGGGCGUGGGCUCUCUCCAGGUACUCUGGAUUCCUCCCACAGUCCAGACAUGCUCAUUAGGUCAAUUGGUGACUCUACAUUGCCAGUAGUUUCCAUCUGUCUUCAUGGAUAAAGGUAAAGUGCAUUUUCAUAAAAUGGUAUGUUGAGUACAAAAAAGGGUUACUUUUCUUAAACACAACAAAUCAAACAAGAGAAAUGUUUAAAGAGAUUCUUGUAAAGGUGGUUUAUCGACUUACUUUCUACAUGUGUUGGUGUCUCAUAUUCUGUGAAGUGUAAAAUCUUCUCUGCAUGAACACAAGACAUAAUGAAGAGGCUGCUGCUACAGAAAAUACAACACCA